AUGUAAUUGCUAUCGCUACAACAUUUUAGUGCCCGCAAACAUAUGUUUGAAUUUGAUAUCUAUAACUAAGUAAGAAAAUUUUGUUGGCAGAAAUUUAUUAAAGAAUGGAGCAGAUUUUUUUGGACAAGGAAAAUCCGGUAUCGUCGAUAUCCAUCAAAAAGAAUGCGUUGUCUAUUAAUAAUAGUAGCAUAAAACAAAAUGCCAGAAAAUUAGUUCUGGGAAAUCUGGAAAAUGUGAUGCAUCAAAAACAAACUCCAUUUAAAAGUGAUUCCAUAUCAUUCCCUAAGAGCGUUGCAAAAUUGCCACUUCAGAAUUUCCGUAGAAAUUAUGAUAAUGAACGUGGAGAAGCCGUUCUGAAAAUUACACCUAAUUACUUGGGCCUCUAUUCUUUAAAAAACGAAACAUGUUCCCAGAGUGCCUAUGAAAAUUUAUUUGAUUAUAUGGACUUUCCAAGUACGAAGUGCUUGAUUAAAUGCUGGAGACAGCCUUCAUAACUUAAAAAACGCAGUUUUAUGGUCGCUCGUUGGCAGAUCUUCCCUUUGUGCUGUGUCGUCUAAUUAGGGAUCCAGUGGUCUCAGUCCGUACCGGUCUCUCCAGAGGCGUGGUCGCCAGGCUGUCUAGAUCCUCGAAGAAUCCUCUUUCGAACAGCCGCAGAGGCGAGGCUUUACACUCUAUUUCAGAGGUUUGCAGCAUCCUAUGCACAGUGAAAAGGAAAGUGUUCUGAUGCUGCCGCGCACGUACACGCGUAACCCAGUUUGUUGCUGCUAACAUAAUGUUUCGUUUUCUUCUGCUGUCUACUUAUAAAAAAUGUGAAUAUUGGGUGCCGAUCCCUGCUCUAUUUCCUCCUCACCAUGCAACUGCGACAGAAGUCAUAUUGCGACUCCAAUCAAUGUUCGAAACUCGUUUUUGUAAAUGCACUUUUAUAACUUGUACGCGUGAGAAGAGACUCUCAGCGUUACGUCUUAACUCGCGUUUGACGCAAAAAUUGUAUUUUUUUGUUAGUUAUGACCGUCUCCAAGGAAAUUAUCAUUUAUGUGUACACAUAUAUA
Drosophila miranda is the source of this 1049-nucleotide messenger RNA. RefSeq lists its product as uncharacterized. The record is from RefSeq and is a predicted model, not a curated record. The transcript is spliced from 3 exons. NCBI's taxonomy places the organism in Eukaryota, Metazoa, Arthropoda, Insecta, Diptera, Drosophilidae. The coding region runs from base 105 to 494 and encodes 129 amino acids.